Molecule: messenger RNA, 1947 nt
Organism: Lactuca saligna
Lineage: Eukaryota; Viridiplantae; Streptophyta; Magnoliopsida; Asterales; Asteraceae
Source: the annotation of a GenBank genome assembly
CAGCCGUUGGAUCUUCUGACACCCACUUUUGUCUCUCUCUUUCUCUUUAAUAUAUAAACCCCUAAUUCUUCUUAGUCUUACAGUUUCCCACUCUCUUCCACUACUUUCUUGGUUUUUGCCUUCUGGGUCUGUUUCAUUAUGUUGAAGUUUUGCGAUUUCAGAGGGUUUCAAUCCAUGAAACUUCUUGUGAUGGUUGUGUUAUCGAUCUUCCUUCUUGUUUCUGGUGAUGAAGAUGCAUUCAUCGGAGUAAACAUCGGAACUGAUCUUUCCGACAUGCCACACCCAACUCAGGUCGUCGCCCUCCUCAAAUCCCAACAAAUCCGUCACGUCCGGUUAUACGACGCCGAUCGAGGGAUGCUCACCGCCCUCGCCAACACCGGAAUCAAAGUCGUCGUCACCAUCCCCAACGAUCAACUCCUCGGAAUCGGCCAAUCCAACUCCACCGCCGCCCAUUGGGUAUCCCAAAACAUCGUCGCUCAUUACCCCGCCACCAACAUCACCACCAUCUGCGUCGGCUCCGAGGUCUUCAACAACCUCCCAAACGUCGCCCCUGUUCUAGUCACCGCCCUCAAAUUCAUCCACGGCGCUCUCGUAGCAUCAAAUCUCGAUCGUCAGAUCAAAGUAUCAACCCCCAUCGCAUCCACUAUCAUCCUCGAUUCCUUCCCGCCAUCACAAGCUUUCUUCAACCAUUCGUGGAGUCCGGUGAUGGCGCCGCUUCUUAAGUUCCUCCAGUCCACCGGAUCUUCUCUUAUGCUUAACAUAUACCCGUAUUACGAUUACAUGAACUCAAACGGAGUAAUACCUUUGGAUUACGCUUUAUUCAAACCAUUGCCGGCGAACAAGGAAGCGGUGGACGCGAACACCCUUUUACACUACACCAACGUCUUUGACGCCUCGGUGGACGCCGCCUACUACGCCAUGGCUUCCCUGAACGUCACGAAUGUUCCAGUUCUUGUAACAGAAUCCGGUUGGCCAUCAAAGGGCGACCCAAACGAACCAGAUGCUACUUCAGACAACGCAAACACUUACAACAGUAAUUUAAUCAAACAUGUCUUGAAUCAAACCGGAACUCCAAAGCAUCCUGGGAUUCCGGUGAGUACUUACAUCUACGAGCUAUACAACGAAGACAUUAAAGAAGGGUCGGUUUCAGAGAAGAAUUGGGGACUUUUUGAUGCGAAUGGAAAACCGAUUUAUACUCUACAGUUGACGAAUUCGGGUCCGACUUUUGCCAACAAUACUGGGAAUCUGAGUCAUUGUGUGGCCAUGGAAGGUGCUGAUAAGAAAAUGUUGCAGGCGGCGUUGGACUGGGCUUGUGGGCCGGGGAAGGUGAACUGUUCGGCGUUGUUGCAGGGGCAACCGUGCUAUGAACCGGAUAACGUGGUGUCACAUGCGAACUUUGCUUUUGAUGCUUAUUAUCAUAUGAUGGGUAGAGGUGAAGGGACUUGUGAUUUUAAUGGCGUUGCUACGUUGACAUCCACUGAUCCAAGUCAUGGUUCUUGUCAGCUUUUUGGAAAUGGUGGGAUGAAUGGGACGUUUUUGAACAGCACCAUAGCUGAUUUUAAUUCUACAAGCUCCUCCGCAGGUGGCGGCGGCUAUGGUGGUGCUGGUGUUUUGAUGAAGGUGGAGGAGAAUUCUUCCGAUUUUGGUGGUUUUUGUGUGGACCGGAGGGGUGGUUUUGUACAAAAGGAGAAUGAUGGAGGGGCGAUGCGAUUAUUGAGUGAUCGAGGUUUGGACCUCCAAGCUCUUUGUCCAUUUUGUAUUGGAUAUUGGUAUAGGAUUGACUUUUGGCAGUAUACUUGGAUUGGAGAUCACCCUCUAGUUGUUGAUUUUCAUAGAGUUUUUGCUUUAGACCUCCAUAAGGUUGGUUCAGUUGCCACUAGGCAUUCUUUUGGUUGGACGGUUGAUUCUCUCAGGAGGAAUUCGACGAGUGGUGUGGAAGAGUCUUAA